AUCUCACUUACUUCUCCAUUUCUUAAUACACUAAUACACAACAUGUGUGAUCGCUCCCAAACACAAUGAGGGCCCGAAACCUCGAUCUGCUCAAUGUAUGGGCUCUCGCAUUGGCCCUCCUUAUUCGGGCCGGAUCUUUCGGGCUCAACACCGACGGCGUCCUCCUUCUAUCCUUCAAAUACAGCAUCACCGCCGAUCCAUUCCUCGCGCUGCAAGGCUGGAGCGCCGACGACGAGACGCCGUGCUCGUGGAACGGCGUCUCCUGCGGCGCUCCGGGAUCCGGGGAGGCCUAUUUCCGGGUCACGGGCCUCUCCCUCCCGGAUUCAGGCCUCCGCGGCUCCCUCCCUUCCACAAUUGGAAUGAUCCAACACCUCCAAAAUCUCAAUCUCUCCAACAAUUCCAUCAAUGGAUCCAUCCCUUCCACUCUGUUUUCCGCCGCCGAGCUUCAGUUCUUUGAUUUGUCCAACAAUCUGCUCUCCGGCACCCUCCCGGAGCUCGUCGGGAAGCUUCAGAAUCUCCGGCUUCUGAACCUUUCCGACAACGCUCUCGUAGGGAGCCUGCCGUUAAAUCUAACGGCUCCUCCGAAUUUGACAGCUGUUUUCUUGCAAAAUAACUACUUCUUCGGCCCGAUUCCGGCGAAAUUCGAUUCAAUUCAAGUGUUGGAUCUGUCUUCCAACUUGAUCAACGGAACUCUACCGCCGGAUUUCGGCGGCAGCCAUCUUUCCUACUUCAACGUUUCCUACAACAGACUCUCCGGCGAAAUCCCGCCGCAAUUCGCCUCCCUAAUUCCGGCAAAUGCGACGGUGGAUCUCUCACACAACAACUUAUCCGGUCCGAUUCCGGCGUCUGAUCUAUUCUCCCACCAAUCCACAGAUUCACUCUCCGGCAAUCCUAACUUAUGCGGCCAGCCACUGCAAAACACGUGUCCUGCUCCGUCUCCGUCUCCUACUCCCGCCGGAGAGGGAGUCCCACCUUCCAAUUCUCCUCCGGCAAUCGCUGCCAUUCCGAAAACAAUAGCAUCCAAUCCAUCAACGGGAGACCCCUCUCACGAGGAUCGUUCCGGUCUCACGACCAGAACGAUCCUCGCAAUAGUCAUCGGAGACAUCGCCGGAAUCGCAAUCCUCGCAAUAAUCUUCCUUUACAUCUUCAAAAGAAAAAAAUUUGCCAAACACACAACCAAACCAGAAGAAACGGCAAAUGAGUUCGACUGGGCGUCAUCGGAGUCCACCUCAGCAAAACGCAGCUGUCUCAGAAAGUGGACUUUCUCUAAAAAGCCACGUCACCACAACAAUGCCGAUGCCGAUGAUGAUGACAGUGAAUCAACCUCGAACUCCACAGAGUCAGGGAAACAAUUGGAAGAAAAAAACAACAACAAUGAGGACAUCGGGGCGUUGGUGACAGUGGACGGCGAGAAGGAGCUCGAGGUGGAGACGCUGCUGAAGGCGUCGGCGUACAUCCUCGGCGCGUCGGGCUCAAGUAUCAUGUACAAGGCCGUGCUCGAGGACGGCACCACACUCGCUGUCAGGCGCGUGGGCGAAAACGGCGUCGAGCGGUUUAAGGAUUUCGAGACUCAAAUUCGGGUGAUUGCUAAAUUGGUGCACCCGAAUUUGGUCCGGAUCCGGGGCUUCUAUUGGGGCCCCGACGAGAAGCUUGUGAUCUAUGAUUUCCUGCCUAAUGGUAGCCUCGCCAAUGCCCGUUACAAAAAAGCUGGAUGCUCGCCUUGUCCUCUACCAUGGGAAAUGCGGCUCAGGAUAGCAAAAGGCGUGGCACGUGGGCUAUCCUACAUCCACGAGAAGAAGCACGUACACGGAAAUCUAAAGCCCAGCAACAUUCUACUGGGCCCAGACAUGGAGCCCAAGAUCGGAGACAUGGGCCUCGAGAGGCUUCUCACGGGUGACAACGCCGGCUCGAGGGCCGGCGGGUCGGCCCGGAAUUUUGGGAGCAAGAGGUCGACCGCCUCGCGCGAGAGCUUCCAAGAACUGGCCACGCCCAGUCCCAGCUCAAGCGCGAUAGGACUUUCGCCCUACCACGCGCCCGAGUCCCUACGGAGCAUCAAGCCGCAUCCGAAGUGGGACGUGUUCUCGUUCGGCGUGGUGUUGCUAGAGUUGUUGACCGGGAAAGUCGUCGUAUCCGAUGAGACGGGACCCGGAUUGGCCAUCUUGUCCUCCACGUCAGCGGACGACGACAAGGGGAAAAUUUUGAGGGCCGCUGACGUGGCGAUCCGGGCUGAGCUGGAAGGGAAGGAGGAUGCAUUGUUGGUGUUGCUAAGAUUAGGGUAUAGUUGCAUUUCUCCUAUGCCACAAAAGAGACCUCAAAUGAAAGAGGCUCUUCAAAUACUUGAGAGGUUUCCAAUUUGUUCAUUUUCUUGAUUCAUAACAAGUGGUGAUAAAUGGGCCCUAAUUUCUGUAGAGAUUUUUGUAUGAAUGAUUCUGACAAAACAUGUUUAUUUUU
Molecule: messenger RNA, 2451 nt
Organism: Salvia hispanica
Lineage: Eukaryota; Viridiplantae; Streptophyta; Magnoliopsida; Lamiales; Lamiaceae
Product: putative LRR receptor-like serine/threonine-protein kinase At4g37250
Biological process (GO): protein phosphorylation
Molecular function (GO): protein binding; protein kinase activity; ATP binding
Source: RefSeq, a predicted model, not a curated record